UUCAUGUGAAGCGAGGCAUCGGCUACAGCACAUUCACUUUGCAGGCCAUAGAAUUCAAGGUGCAGUUAGCUCUGCUCUUCUGGACCUAGAACUUAGUGAGUGGUGUCAUUUUGAAGAAAACUGCUGAAGUUUUUAUAGCGAGGGGAUUUUAUAAGUAAAAAUCUUCAAGAAGAUUUUUUGUGUGAUUUAGAAAAAUCAACUUAGAUGUUUGGAAUUUGGAUUGCUGCACUCUUAUUCUUUGGCACAUCAACAGGAAAAGAGAUCUGCUAUGAAAGGCUGGGAUGCUUUAGAGAUGGCUUACCAUGGACCGGGACUCUGUCCAGGCAGUUCGCUGGUUUGCCCUGGUCCCCGGAAGAGAUAAACACUCGCUUCCUGCUCUACACCAGGCGCAACCGCAUAGCCUACCAGGAGAUCAGUGCGGUUAACCAUCGAACUAUCCACGCCUCACACUUCAGAACAGACAGGAUGACCCGCAUCAACAUACCUGGAUGGAAGUCAGACGGAAAGUGGCAGCAGGCCAUGUGCGAUGUGUUGCUAAAGGCAGAAGAUGUGAACUGCAUUAACGUAGACUGGAUUAACGGAUCGCUGGAAUACAUCCACGCCGUCAACAAUCUUCGCGUUGCCGGAGCUGAGGUGGCUUAUUUCAUUGAUGUUCUCAUGAAACAAUUUGGAUACCCCCCUUCUAAAGUGCACUUGAUCGGCCACAGCCUGGGAGCUCACCUGGCCGGGGAGGCUGGGGCGCGGACGCCAGGCCUCGGGAGAAUAACUGGGCUGGACCCCGCCGGGCCGUGUUUCCACGACACCCCCAACGAGGUCAGGCUGGACCCCUCGGACGCCGGCUUUGUCGAUGUCAUUCACACCAAUGCAGCUCGCUUCCUCUUCGAGUUUGGGGCUGGCACAAUCAACGCUUGUGGGCACCUAGACUUUUACCCGAAUGGAGGGAAACAUAUGCCAGGAUGUGAAGACUUAAUUACACCUCUGUUAAAAUUUGAUUUCAAUGCUUACAAGGAAGAAAUGGCUUCCUUCUUUGAUUGCAACCAUGCCCGAAGUCAUCGCUUUUAUGCAGAAAGCAUUCUCAAUCCCCACGCGUUUAUUGCUUAUCCUUGUAGGUCCUACGAGUCUUUUAAAGCGAUGUGCAACAUUGGACAAAUUGUUGAACUUCUGUGCAGACUUCAGUUUCCUCACCUGUAUAAAACGGAGACUGGAAGCAUCACAGUAAUAAGGGACUUGGGAAAUUGCUUCCAUUGUCCCAAAGAAGGUUGCCCAACGAUGGGUCAUUUUGCUGACAAAUUUCACCUCAAAAAUAAGAAGCCUAAUAGGCCGUAUUAUUUCUUAAACACCGGGGCUCUUUCCCCAUUUGCCCGUUGGAGGCACAAAUUGUCUGUCACACUCGAUGGAAACAAUGUCACUGAGGGGAGCAUCUUUCUCCGUGUCGGUGGGACGACUGGGAAGACGGAGGAGUUUGGGGUGGCCAGUGGAACACUUAAGCCCGGCAUGACCUAUACAAAAUUAAUUGAUGCAGAAGUUAAUGUUGGCAACAUCACAAGUAUUGAGUUCAUCUGGAAGGAACAUUCAUUUAGGCGUUCCUGGAAUAAGUUGGGAGCAGGCAUGGUGGUAGAUAUAUCUGGGAAGUAUGGACGUGAAUCUACCUUCUGUAGCCAGGACAUGAAGGGACCUAAUAUUGCCCAAAUCCUGAAGCCAUGCUAAUCCGAGAUACAGUCUUGAUGGAUUUAUUUAAUGGGAGCGUGAAAUAUAAUCUCCUUUUGGUUGGUAACCAGACUCAACGUGGCCUUUGUAAAUGAGAUAGAAAAGUACAGUUGUUUUUUUUCUGUAUAGAAUGUUUUUCUCAUUGGUGAACUUUCACAUGUGCCUUAAAAAUAGACUGAAUUCUAGGACAGAGUAUAGGACUGACGCCUAUAGGAAUCAGGAAAUCAGUGACAAAACAGAGCUGGGCUGGAACUUCCCCGGGUGAGAGGAGGUGACAUGACAGUUUGGUGAGGUAUAUUUUGAGUAUUUCCAGGAAGAAUAAUCAUUGUUCUAAAAUGAUUUAAAGAAUAUUUAUUAUGUUCAACCUUGCUAAGACAAGUUAUGGCUAGAGUUCAUGAUAUAUAGAUUAUAACCCUGUGGGUUGGUAUGUCUACCUAUUAAUAAUGAAAACUAAUGGGAGUACAUUAGUAUUUCCAAGGUUUUCCUUGGCCUUCAGGGCAAGUGUGAGAUAAGAGAGAUUUGGGAGCUUAACUAUGGUGUGUGCCUCAGUUAGCAAUGGGCCCUGAGCAUCAGCAGCCCCUUCUAGAACUGACCCGCUCACACAGAAGGUCUCAACUCCCUGGGCCUUGAAGGCCUAGAUACAUACUAUUUAGCCUGAAGGCAGCAUUUCAUUUGUAAAGCACUUGACUAACCCUUUGUGUCUGCAAUAACAAUUUAAAUAUUUAAAUGUCAGUUGUUGUUUUUUUCUCUUAUUUUGCUUCAAUUUCUUCUGAUUCACUUGUCCUU
Molecule: messenger RNA, 2493 nt
Organism: Myotis daubentonii (Daubenton's bat)
Lineage: Eukaryota; Metazoa; Chordata; Mammalia; Chiroptera; Vespertilionidae
Gene: PNLIPRP3
Product: pancreatic lipase related protein 3
Biological process (GO): lipid metabolic process
Molecular function (GO): protein binding; lipoprotein lipase activity
Source: RefSeq, a predicted model, not a curated record